AUGACUUUUGCCAGGGCUGCACAUGUCGCGGUCUUCUCCCUCAUCAUCAUCGGCUGCAUCGCUGAGAUCGUCACCAGUGGGAUCCUUGUCGGCAACUUCAACAACUUGAAAGAUGCCGAACUUUUCACGUCGAUAGUAACGAGGACGAAGUACCUCCUGUUCUGUGGACUAUGGACUAUCCUGUUCUCUACAAUCUAUGUGGUCGGAUUGGCCACCGCACCGGGCCACCUACUCUUCAGCGUGGCCUCCCAUUUGAUCUGGCUCGGGGUGACCAUCGUCCUGUUUGUCUCCGGAUCAGCUGCGCUCCAAACCGAGAUCAAUGCACACAUCUUCCCACACCAGCAACGACUCGAGAUCCUUCAAGGUUUUGCGUGGGCGGAUUCGAUCUUGUUAGGUGUGGCCAUGCUCAUAGUCUUGGUCAUCGGCAUCGGCCGAAGAAAUGGACUAUCCGGCAACUUGCUCGGCGAACCUUAA
This is a messenger RNA of Puccinia graminis f. sp. tritici CRL 75-36-700-3, 474 nucleotides long. RefSeq lists its product as uncharacterized. The transcript is spliced from 5 exons. The record is from RefSeq and is a predicted model, not a curated record. Bases 1 to 474 code for a protein of 157 amino acids. Lineage: Eukaryota; Fungi; Basidiomycota; Pucciniomycetes; Pucciniales; Pucciniaceae.